GGCGCGUCACUGGUCGGCGACGGCUUUGUUCCGCACACGGCGGCAGUCACCCAUCAUAUCUUCUCUGAAGAGCUGUUUCAGCCUGAUUGUUAAACAAGUGGAUAACGGUUACUGUGUUCAGUGUUUUGGACGGUGGGCAGCUAUGGCUAAAUCGAGGAACCUAAAAGCCUUUCUGGAAUCUUCUUUGAAUGAAAUUUUCAGAGCGACAGUGAGUGACAUUUUGGAGUCGGUUGAAGAGACCUUGUCUGAAUAUCAGGGCAAAAUAGAGCGAAUAGAGACUGAGAACGAAGAUCUGAGGCGAAGGCUUCAGAAACAGGAUAUCGAUUACGCUCUGGCGAAACCGGAACCAAAAGUUAAGGAUAGUGUUCAUCUUUCCAACUCCAAGCUCCCCAAACUUUCUGCCCCGAAGACAUCUCUAGAAUCCACAGCUAGUCAUGGCAAACGGUGUCCUGCUGAUCGGCGUGAAUACUUACAGGGAAAGCCCAUUGGCUCAGUUCUUAGCUUAGAAGCAGGAGUUAAGGAAAUAUCCAGUGUUGCCGUUUCAACAGUAACCCUUGGUUAUGUAAAGAGUGACCCAGAUGUGGACGAUGGCUGUGCUAUGGACCUUACCAAAACAUCAUCUCCACUCAAUUUGGUGUCCAAGCGAAUCAAAAUGGAGAGCCACAACCUUGACUACCUGAAACCAGAAUAUUCCUCUGACCCGCAGUCCCCACGCUGGCCAGAGACUGGCUCGAAGGAAAGUGACUCUGAUGUGAGGGUUACCAUUGUGUCUGACAGCCACAUGAGCGUUGAGUCAAGUGAGGAAGAGGGAGGUCAUAAUAGGGAGUCCGAACCAGAGGAAGAGGUGUAUGUAAAACCCAAUGAGUUGUACUGUGGUGAGAGGAGAAGAGAUCCAGAGUUUUCUGCCAACGGUCAUAUUUUUCAGGAGUACACAGGCAUGGGGGUGGCUGCUGGGGGGUCAGAGGAAGAGGGGGUGCAAAGCAGGCAGGUAGACAUGUGUGACUCACUUCAGACGUCUGCAUCUACCCUGAGCCUGGGUGCCUCUGAGCUGAGCGAAAACGUACAGGGCUUCUAUCACUGCACCCUCUGCAAGAAGACCUUCAGCAAGAUCGGCUCACUGAACGCACAUUUGCGGAGCCACGUCGAUGAGAAGGUUCAUUGCUGCAACUACUGCGGCAAGCGUUUCGGCCGGGCCGACCUACUCAGGUCCCACAAACGCACCCACACGGGUGAGAGGCCUUUCAGCUGCAACCUGUGCACCAAGAGCUACGGACACCCCGGGCAGCUUCGGAUACACAAGCGAGUUCACACUGAGGAAAGGCCAUAUUGUUGCCCCCACUGUGGGAAAAGGUUUAGUGAACACAACCAUGCUGUAGUGUUGUGA
Molecule: messenger RNA, 1384 nt
Organism: Paramormyrops kingsleyae
Lineage: Eukaryota; Metazoa; Chordata; Actinopteri; Osteoglossiformes; Mormyridae
Source: RefSeq, a predicted model, not a curated record